AUGUAUCCCGUCCAGUACGCUCCUCAACCGUACAUAGCUGCUGUGACGCCUGCGUUCAAUCAACAGCCUGCUCAGGCUUAUCAAGCGCCUCCAGCUUAUCGACCAGCUCCAGUUCAACAACGUGCUGUGGCUCCGCCAGCUUAUCAACAAGCACCAGCAGCUCCUGUUUAUCAACAACCGAGAGCGCAAGCGCCGAGGCAGAACGCUCAGAACCAAAAUAGGAGACAAAGGGAAAGGGCGACCUUCAAUCCAAUCCCAAUGUCCUACACUGAGCUUUAUCCCUCCUUGUUGCAAAAGGGGUUGGUAGUUCCCAGACCUAUGGGACCUCCCUCUGAUCGUCUUCCUCCGUGGUACAACCCUAAUGCACACUGCCCUUUUCAUGAAGGUGCCCCCGGGCAUGACUUAGAGGGUUGUUACGCUCUGAAGCAUAGGGUUCGUGAGCUAAUUGAAAGCAAGAUCUUGUCUUUUAAGGACAUGGGACCGAAUGUGAAGAACAAUCCUCUUCCUCCCCAUGGAGAUCCUGCGGUGAACGCCAUUGAAGAUGCAUCUACUGUUGUUAUGGUUGAGAAGGUGGAGGAUGUUAAGACCCCUUUGGCAGCAUUCCAUGCCCGAUUGGUGGAAGCCGGCCUGGUUAAUGUUGAUCAUGACAACUAUGAAAAGUGUGCCACAUACCCGAAGGGAUGUCAGGUGGUACGAGACAACAUUCAAGAUCUGAUGGAUAAAGGAGUGCUUCAAAUAUCCAGUGUUGUGAAGAACGAAGAUGUGUUGGUGAUUGAACCUUGUUUUAAUUUACCUGAACCAGUUGAAAUCCCAUAUUAUAGUGGUGGUGUGGUCCCGGUGAACAGUAAGCCGUUGCCUGUUGAGAUAUGCACGCCCACACCUUUUCCUUACGAGAGCACCAAGGCUGUGCCUUGGAAAUAUGAGAUUACCGCUGUGGAUAAGGUAGUUGAAGGAAGUUCAGACGCUAAGGUGACAGAAACUGUAAGUGAAAACGUCACCAAUAUUGCAGGGAUGAGCAGAAUGACCCGUAGUGGUCGAAUCUAUACGCCUGAAUUCAAUGUGACUCCUCAAGGGCCAAAUAAGGAAUCAACAGUUGUAACUCCUGCCAAAGAACCCGAAGUGGUCCAAUCCGAAGAUGCUGUUGAAUUCUUGAAGUUAAUCAAAAGAAGUGACUACAAAGUGGUGGAUCAGUUGCAUCAAACACCAUCUAAGAUCUCUAUUCUGUCUCUGCUACUGAACUCCCAAGCCCAUAGGGAGGCUUUGUUAAAGGUGCUUGCUCAAGCUCAUGUAACACAAAGCAUAACAAUAGACCAAUUUGAUGGGGUAGUGGCAAACAUCACAGCUUGUAAUACUUUGAGCUUCAGUGGAGAGGAAUUACCUGAGGAUGGACAAAAUCACAACCGUGCUCUCCAUAUCUCGGUGAAAUGCAAAGAUGAUGCUUUGGCAAGAGUUUGUGCAUCUACUCAUGGUAAUCAGAAUAAUGAAUAUGAAGAAAUUGGCCAUAAGAAUGAGGAUGGUUUGGUUGAUGUUUCCAAAUAUUGUUUUGAUGCUUCACUGGAUGUGGUAGACCAUAAGAAAUAUGUUUCAACUGAUGCAUCUGAUGGGAGCAGCCGGGAAAGACUGCUGGGCAGUUUUAAGAAAAUUGUUGAUUGUGAUGCUACUCAAAAGCAGAAUUUGUUGUCAACAUUUGAGAUGCCACUUGAUAUUAUAAUUGACAAAUGCUUAAUUCAGGAAAUCAUGGUUGAAUACAAUUAUGUCCGCAAAUUAAUCAUCAAUGUGCUUAAGGAGGCAUUUAAGUUGCAAGAGCAUCUUUUAGCACUACGGCGGUAUCAUUUUAUGGAAUUGACGGAUUGGGCAGAUUUGUUUAUCCUGUCACUUUGGCGACAUAAGUAG
Molecule: messenger RNA, 1893 nt
Organism: Lathyrus oleraceus (garden pea)
Lineage: Eukaryota; Viridiplantae; Streptophyta; Magnoliopsida; Fabales; Fabaceae
Exons: 2
Coding region: 1-1893 (630 amino acids)
Source: RefSeq, a predicted model, not a curated record